CUUCUCUAAAGUCAAACGCAUAACAAUAACAAUCAAUGGAGAAAAAUCUCUCUCUCCGACCGUUCGAACUGGGGGACGUAAAAGAGUUAUUGAAAUGGGCGGGGGACGAACGAGUGACGAGGUACCUCCAGUGGCCGAGACUGACGACAGAGGAAGAGGCCUUUGCGUUCGUAAGGGACGUGUGUCUGCCUCACCCCUGGCGUCGAUCCAUCUGCCUCCGCGACCGUUCCAUCGGUUUCGUCUCGGUCUUUCCUGAAUCCGCCGAGAACAAUUUCAAAGCGUAUUUCGGAUAUGGAUUGUCAUAUGAACAUUGGGGUAAAGGAAUAGCAACAAGAGCUGUGGAAAUGGCAGUGUCCGAAGUCCUCAAGGACUUGCCUCAUCUGCUUAGGCUUCAAGCCUUUGUACAAGUGGAGAACAAAGCCUCCCAAAGAAUUCUUGAAAAGACUGGUUUUCAAAGAGAGGGUUUGCUCAGGAAGUACAUUUCCCUCAAGGGUCAAAUUCAUGACGUGUUUGUUUAUAGCCUCUUGCCCUCUGACCUUCCUCUUGUAUAUUCCUCAAAUGUUUCCACAAUUAAUUAGAGAGAUACUGUAAUCUAUUCUAUAUUUGUAUUUUAUUUAUUUGUUACCAUAUGACCUAUGUUGUUUGAAAUGUUGAUAAAAAAGUAUGAAGUUA
This is a messenger RNA of Tarenaya hassleriana, 672 nucleotides long. RefSeq lists its product as uncharacterized. The transcript has 2 exons. The coding region runs from base 36 to 578 and encodes 180 amino acids. Lineage: Eukaryota; Viridiplantae; Streptophyta; Magnoliopsida; Brassicales; Cleomaceae. The record is from RefSeq and is a predicted model, not a curated record. Gene Ontology annotation, molecular function: acyltransferase activity, transferring groups other than amino-acyl groups.